GUUAUUAUCACAUUUCACCUCCUUUCACCUCUUGCGGCGGCUGUAGCUUCUCCUCCGCCCUGAGGUACGAAUCUGAAAAAUUGCCUUUCUUAAUAUUCAGACCUUUUGCCAAUCUCACAAACCAGCCAUGGUUUUGAAUUUUCAUGUUCCCAAACUGCAAGAAAGAAGAGUGAUUUCGUUGUUUUCUUAUCUCUUUGAAAGUAUUAUCUAGUUGAUACCAAAAUUUGGCUUUGGAAGAAAAUUGUUUGAAAUCUUUUUGCAUCAAUGGAUUUGCUACGAAGAACAUAUUAGUACAACGAAGAAUCACAAAAUUCUAAACUAUUUGGUGCAAACAAUUUUGAAAAGUGAAGGUUUGUUGUUUAUAUCUUUUCGCUCAUAAUGAAAUUUUGCAUUAUCUUUGUGAUUUUUUCCCUAAGAUUGAUGUGUAAUUCUCUUCCCCUCUCUCUCCGCCAUCAAGUCACAUUACAUUGGAUGGGUUCUCAUCACAGUUGGUUCACAUUAGAUUGGAUGUGUUCUCAACACAGUUGAUUGGUGAAGUAGAGUAGAUAGAAUGGGUUCCCAAUCUCCUAUGUUUUUUUAUCUGAUUCUGAAAAUUUCAACUGUCUUUGAAUCUAGAAUUUCAGCCAAUUAGUCAAAAGGAAAAUCCAAAACCAUUAAAAAGUUCUUAACUAACGAACAAGAUGAAAGAUGAAAUUCCAUUAUUGCAGCAGGGAAGACGAUAAUUAGUACUAGGAAUUUGAUGAUGGGUAAUUGUGUCAUUUCAUAUUAAAUUUGCACCGGAUGCUAAAAGUUGUUUUGGCAGAAUGAUCUGCCAAAUUUAAUAGGCAUACAUAUGUAGGUACUGUAUAAUAUCAGUACGUUUGGUCUGUCCGAAAUUUAAUAAUAAUAGAGCAUUAUAUCCCAACACGAGAAACGCGCGAACAGCGACCUUUAUUUGCUAGUGCUUGGCUUUUUUGCUGCAUUUCCAUUUGAAAAAAUACAAUAAAUUAUUUUUUUGAGACGAUUAAAAUAAGUAACGUAUCAAACCUUCCAAAUGGUUAGUAAGAAAAAAGGUUUGAGAGAGGCAAGUAGAACACAGAUGAAACCAGAAACCGGAAUCUUUGGACUAUAACCCGCUUCCUCUCCAACUAAUUACCUGCCAUUUCCAACUUCCAACCAGACAUACAAACACUUUCCGGAUUUUCCAAUGUCAUUAUAUACUCCAAAUUUAACCCCAACUCCAAAAUUAGUUUGAAACAAAAGAUACUCCGUGUACAUCUCUGGAUUAAUGAAAACAAAACCAUCUCAGAGUUUUUAAUGAACAAAUAAUUGUCGUGAAUGAAGACACCUCAGAGUGUGUUAAAAGGAUUACAAUGAACAAGUAAUUGUCGUGAGGUUUUGCUUUCAAAUCGAAUGAAGACACUUCAAAGUGCGUUAAAAGGAUCACGAAACAUAAAAAAUCACUUACUAAUGAAGGAAUCGAGUCUGUGUGCUAGUGAUUAAAACAUUAUAUUUUUAACUACGAGAUUAAAGAUUCGAUUCUUACCACUUAUACGGAAAGCAAGUACCUAAAGGAGAAAACAGAUAGUUUACCGAUAAGAACAGUCAGUUUAAACAGGUAAGAAACCUGCAAUUAUCAACAAAGGAAGACCGAACAUAUAGUUCAAAAUCAAUAGACUUUACCCCGUUAUAGUUUAUGUAUUUUUAAAAUACCAAUUGGUGCGGCUAAAAUUUUUUUACUAAUGAAUGGGUAGUUGUUCUUUGUUGUGCAUUAAAUUCAAUUCAAAUUUAUGGUACGAUACAGUAUUUAGCCGCUCUAUUUGGAAAAAAGGUCGAACCAUUUUUAAACAAUUCAUUCACUCUCUUUCUCUCUCCCUACCCAAUCAAUGAUUAUUUUCCAUAAAACCCAAUUAUAAAUUCCCACCACUGCAUCAGUCUAGCAAUUCCGGUCUCCCAAAAAACCCCCCACAAAAAUAAAACGCUCCAUCAAAUCACCACCAAGACGGGCCGUCCGCCACCACCACCCGCCGGAGAUGGCUCGAACGCCGAGGUGCUGUUCUUGUUCACCCAAGUGCUUACUAAUCUUCUUCCUACUAUCCGCCAUCCCAAUCGGGUACUUGAUCCACCUCGAAACCACCAAACCGGCCGGCCACGUGUUCGAGUACUACAGCCCCGGUUGGAUGAGGGAGUGUUCUAAGUGGGACCAUCUCAACGGCCGUUUCGUCGUCUCUUUCUUCGACGGCGGCAUGGGCGUCGUCCCGGUAUCGUCGGAUUCCGACAAGAAGUUGGAGGAAAUCACGGUGGUGAAGGAGGCGGACUUGGCCGGAAACGCUUCGCUCGGGUUCGCCAUUGACGGGUCGAGGAACCGGGUUCUGGUGGCCAUCGCGGAUAUGUUCGGGAAUAAAUACAGUGCGCUGGCGGCCUACGAUCUGUCUACGUGGACACGCAUUUUCCUGACUCAACUUAGUGGCCCAGAUGAUGAGAAAGCAUUUGCAGACGAUGUUGCAGUGGAUGAAGAGGGCAAUUCAUAUGUUACGGAUCCAAAAGCGAGCAAGAUAUGGAAAGUCGGUCCCAAUGGUGAGUUCUUAGGCACCAUCAGGAACCCGCUCUUCAACCCAGAUGGAUGGGCGAACAAGCUGGUGGGAUUGAAUGGGAUCGUCUACCAUCCCAACGGCUACUUGUUAGUCAUCCACACCUUUGCCGGAAAGCUAUACAAGAUAACCAACAUCGGGAGUGGCAAUGGCAUUGCUCAAGUAGCGGUUGAGUUGGUUAAUAUUGUGGAAGGAGGUUCUCUCAAAUUUGGAGAUGGCUUGCAACUGUUGUCUCCCACGAAACUUGUUGCAGCAGGUAACCCUACCAGAUUGGUCGAAUCCACUGAUGAUUGGGCGACAGCAAAGGUCUUACGUUCGAUCAAAGGCGCGAGUCACCGGAUUGUCACGGCAGCUACCGUGAAAGAUGACAAGGUUUACCUAAACCACAUGUUUGGGUUAGGUUACCCUAAGAGAAAACACAUACUACUUGAAGCCGUUUUCUGAGAACUGGGGGUAAGAGUAAAACCAUAUAGUUUCCGGGCCAUGCUAGCUAGAAAAUGUGCAAUGCCAUUUUGGAAAAAUGGAAAAGGUACAGUUUCCACAAAAAAAUAAAUUUAGACUUAAUUUUCUUCAAGGGUUCCACAUUUACAGAGUACCACUACAAUUGAGCUUUUCAUAGUUCAUCUUUUGUGUGGGUUUCAAAUGUUACGUUUUGAUUCUUGUAGUGUCUGUAAUUAUUUUCCCAAAGUUAAGAAUGAUGCAAACAUGGUUCAUUGUACAAGUUAUUGUAAGAUCUGUUUCUAUGUUUGACUAAGAUGGCA
This is a messenger RNA of Oldenlandia corymbosa var. corymbosa, 3331 nucleotides long. The record is from the annotation of a GenBank genome assembly. Lineage: Eukaryota; Viridiplantae; Streptophyta; Magnoliopsida; Gentianales; Rubiaceae.